AUGUAUUUGGGAUGUCUUGAGGACAUCCAUAAAACUGCCUACCAAAACUACGACAAAGACCGUAAUCGUUUCCAUUGUAAUAAUUUGGCGUCGGCUCAUGUUGACGUGUUUGGUGAAAACCAAGUUCUUUUGAACGAUGGAACAAAUUUUUUCAAUACUACUGCAGACUAUUUUUUAGUAUGCUUAAGUAGCACAAGGUAUAUUAUUGAGAAAGUUAAGAGAGGUAACAGACCUGCUUCUGAGGCUGAGGCUGCCGAGAUCUUUUUUUUCAAGUGUUUUAAUGUAUUCUAUCUUGAUAUUUCAUCCAUUAAAACUUGUUCCGGUACUUUCCUUUAA
Priceomyces carsonii is the source of this 336-nucleotide messenger RNA. RefSeq lists its product as uncharacterized. Bases 1 to 336 code for a protein of 111 amino acids. The record is from RefSeq and is a predicted model, not a curated record. NCBI's taxonomy places the organism in Eukaryota, Fungi, Ascomycota, Pichiomycetes, Serinales, Debaryomycetaceae. The transcript has a single exon.